AUGAGGGUGUCGUUGUUGGAGAGGCUAAACCUCACGCGCAUAGACUAUAUGCGGCAGGCGGAAGAGCUUGCAGACUUCGCGCAGUCGACCGAGAUAGACCUGCGCGGGAAGAAUAUCGGAAAGGACGUGGUUAAUACCGUCGGAAAUGGACGCCGAGCCUAUUUUAAGACCCGAACACACAAUCGCAAGGACCGUCGAGAUAUGCGCACGUGCUACAUAUGUGGAAAGCCAGGACAUUUAAAGAUAGCGUGCCCCGAGGGCAGCGCUGAGACAAGAGCGACGGAUGAGGUUGACUUCGUUUUGGCCAUAGGCGGAUCAAGUGUCAAGGAAGAUUACUGGAUCCUCGAUAGCGGAUCGAGUCGACACCUAGAUAAUGACGCUUCAUUACUGGAAGACCCCGAAAACACAUCAGCGAAAAACCUCGAGAAAUACAUAAUUUCGUAUGGACUAUUGGAGAGUAAAGGGUGUGGAAUAUCAUACCGGGGCGAGUACCGUGUGUUAGUCGCAUUGGACGAAGGGCCAGCUGUUUUUGACGUGGGAAUACACAAUAACGUGUUGGUCGUGCGUGCACAAAAAUGCGAACUAGAUAUGACGGGACGUGACGUGCUGAUGUCAGCACUUGCACAAUACGAGGAGGACGUCGGACAAGAUGUGCAGAAAGGAUCGCUAAAGCACUUUUUUAUACGGCUUGCGCAUCUUAAUUACGACAACAUAAUUAGGAUGGCCAAGGAUCCCGUAUCAGGAAUACAGCUAACGGAUGAGCUGCGGGCAAACUGCUUGGCUUGCGACCAAGGGAAACAGACCAAGAACCCGCAUUCUCGAAAGGACACUAUAAGAAAUGCACCGAUCGAAGUGAUUGGAGGAGUUACAUGCUCCGACUUGAAGGGACCGAUGACUCCACGGGAUAUGUUGGGCAACCGCUACAUGGUGAAUUUUAUCGAUCAUCAGACAAACUACUGUCGUAUUUUAUUGGCAAAGGUUAAGGAUGCCGCAGCUCAGAAGUUCAAGCACUUCAUGGCUUUUUUUGAGCGACAAUUCAAUUGUCGCAUUCACGUUUUAAGGACGGACGGUGGAGGAGAAUACAAGACUUUGGAGCUAUUCUGCAAGGACACUGGCAUUGCGCACCAGGUGAGCGAGCCACGUAAUUAA
Messenger RNA from Peronospora matthiolae, 1149 nucleotides. The record is from the annotation of a GenBank genome assembly. NCBI's taxonomy places the organism in Eukaryota, Oomycota, Peronosporomycetes, Peronosporales, Peronosporaceae.